Molecule: messenger RNA, 1211 nt
Organism: Linum trigynum
Lineage: Eukaryota; Viridiplantae; Streptophyta; Magnoliopsida; Malpighiales; Linaceae
Source: the annotation of a GenBank genome assembly
GUCUAGGACCUGAAAUAUGACAAAGUAGCACAAACCGGCGUAAAAUAGGCCAAAAAUACACGACUACGCCCCGCAAACAGAUAAGAACUAGGGGUGCAAACAUGUGCAAUUACAUCAGUAUCAGUCACUCGAUUGUACAUGCUAGUAUAUGUUGAUGACAUCGUCAUCACAGGAAAUGAUUCUGCUCUCAUUCAGCGGUUGUUUGCCUUUCUUCAUGACAAUUUUGCACUAAGGGAAUUGGGGUCCUUAUCAUACUUUCACGACAUUGAGGUACACCGAUCCUCUACUGGCCUCAUCCUCAGUCAGCGCAAGUUUAUUCAGGAUCUGCUCGAUCGUGCUCACAUGUCUGCUGCCAAUGCCAUCUCUACUCCGUCAACAAUUGAUAUCAUCCAUCAGUCGGCCUUGGACUCUUCUCCACCAUUUUCUGAUCCAGCUAUGUAUCGCAGCAUUGUUGGCGGGUUACAGUAUCUCAGCUUCACUCGGCCGGAUAUAUCCUUUGCUGUCAAUCAUGUUUCUCAGUUUCAGCACUCUCCCACCGACAACCAUUGGGAAGCAGUCAAGCGAAUUUUACGCUAUCUCCGCGGUACUAUUAAUCGAGGGCCUGAAUUUUCCGAACCAACCUCUCUUCAUGUUCACGGCUAUUCGGAUGCUUCCUGGGCUUCUUGUCCGAAAGAUCGCAAAUCCAUAACAGGGUUCGCGGUUUUUCUGUAGUUCGAACUUGGUUUCCUGGUCCACUCGAAAACAAAAAUCUGUCACUCGCUCUUCCACCGAGUGUGAGUAUCGUGCUCUUGCCACCCUUGCCUCUGAGGUUCUUUGGUUAAAGACUUUGCUUCAUGAGUUGGGUCAGACGAUUCCUUCAGCUCCAGCUCUUUAGUGUGACAAUCUUGGCGCGACAUUCCUUGCGCAUAAUCCUGUGUUUCACAAUCAGUCAAAACAUAUGGAGAUAAAGUUUCACUUCGUUCUUGAUCAAGUCAGCAAAGGCCACUGAAGUAUCAUCAACAUUCAAACCGUUAUUAGCCCAACGCCAACAACGGGAGUAGCCAAGAAGAAGCCAAACUCUACCUUAGGGUAAAAUUGGAGCGAGACAAAACCAGCACAACCCCAACGAGGAGAAGAUUAUCAUUAGUGAGAUAGUUGAGAUAUAAUUGUAGGCUUGUUAGUUAUGAGGUGUAUAUUACAAUGAGAUAUUGGAAUAAAUUUAAUCUAAGUGA